Mycena citricolor is the source of this 797-nucleotide messenger RNA. NCBI's taxonomy places the organism in Eukaryota, Fungi, Basidiomycota, Agaricomycetes, Agaricales, Mycenaceae. The record is from the annotation of a GenBank genome assembly.
CGCUUCUCCAUCCUACCUACAAGAUGAAAUCACUGACUGUUGCCUUCUUUGCGCUGCCGUGGCUCUCGUUCUCCACAGCUCAACUGCCUCCUGCUAAUGUUUGGAUCAAGCCAGGUCCCAGAGACGCUCGCUCGCCGUGCCCUGCACUCAACACACUUGCAAACCACGGAUACCUCCCCCGCCACGGACGGGACAUCACUAUCCCCAUGAUCGUGGAGGCUUCGAUGGCUGGAUUCAACAUGGCUGCCGAUGCGGUGACUGUGGCGGCCAAGUUCGGUUUGUUCUCGGGUGACUCGCCGACGAGUAUGGAUCUGGAUGCUCUGGGACUCCACAACCUCAUCGAGCACGACGCCUCUCUCUCUCGGCAAGACUCGGCGCUCGGCGACAACACCGUCUUCAACGAGCGGAUAUUCGCGACACUGGCCGAGUCGAAUCCGGGUGUGCAUUUUUACAACACGACGUCCGCCGGCCUGGUCAUGAACGAGCGGCUGCGGAUGUCCGUCGCGGCAAACCCGAACAUCACAAACACGCCGAAGGAGCUGGGGCUCCGGACCCGCGAGUCCACCUUCUAUCUGUCCGUGAUGGGCGAUCCACUCACGGGAGUGGCUCCCAAAAAGUUCGUCCAGAUAUUCUUCAGGGAGGAGCGCUUGCCGGUCGCAGAGGGCUGGAAGAAGUCCAAUGUAACGAUCACCGCGGGCACAUUGAAUCAGCUCGCCGCGCAAGUUCUGAAGGUGUCGACCUGGACCCCGACUCAACAGUGCGAGGAUAUAGUCGUCGGACCCGGGCAAGUCCUGUAA